UUACCAUACACUUGUGAUGCUUGUAACUGUUCGGGUGGCAAUAGUGUAAAAACAAACAUGGGAAAAUAAUUUUAAUUAUUUUUGUACGAAAGCAGUUUGGGGAUUUUUGGAAAGAAAUUUUUGAUUUGAUUAGUGGGACGUUGAGUAUUUUUCAGUUAUUUUUUUAUUUGCUAUCAACUGUGUUCAACAAGUGUCUUUAGAGUACACGUUGGUUGACUGUUCAAAAUAAUGUGUUUAUUGAGAACUUUUGUAAUUUUAUUGUUAGUCAUGAAAAAUAAUUUAUUUUAACAUCAAAAUAGAUGGAAUGUUUUUAUGAUGACAAUUUAUUUACUGUUGAUGCUAAAACUAUUCGUGUAGUAAACCUACAUUUAAAAUUUAGUGUUUGGUGUGCAAAGAAUAAAAUGGAAACCGAGUUUCUUCAAUAUCUGAUUGCUGACAGCAGUGAACCAGCAAUUAUUGCAACUGAAAACAUCUCAAACACGAGCUACGCGGAGCCUGAGUGGGUAUCUGUGCCAGAAGUAUGUCGUAAGGACAUGCUUCACUUGUAUGUGGAUGAGCUUGGUGAGUUGGCUUGUGAGAAAGGAACUGUAGACAGAGCCCAGGUUGGGACCUGUGUUGUGGAGAAAGAACCAAAGGCUGAGUCUGAACAGGUUGAGUGCAAACAGGAAGUUGAGGAUGAGGAAUGUACGUACCUUGAAUUGAAAACGGUACCUAAGGAAGCUUAUCGUCAGAUACACUAUGGGGGAGCGGAUGGUUAUUCAUACGUAAAAAAUGGUCAGAGCUACGUGGAGUCAUACAGGGAUGAGUUUGGAUUUUAUGUGUCAUCAUUGCCAGACUCUUGCAAGGACCCAGCAAUUCCUUUGUCUGAGGACACUGUAUUGAAGUCUGAAGUCGAACAGUAUUGCAGUUUUGAAGGUGAAAGUGGCAGUGAUUCUCAAAGUAGUAAUGUAGGCCUAGAUUUGUGUGAUUCUUUGGUGGAACCACAAGCUAUGAUAGAGAAUAAUGUAGACAAUGUUUCAUUGAUGAAGUUACGUUUGCAUCGUAUAAUUUCAAACUCUGAAAAGAGUAUUGAACAGACUACCAGCAAAUCAGAGGAUAGACUUAACAAAUCUAAAGUUACAACCAGGCCAGUGAAUGUUAGAGUUGAUGUUCCAGUACGAAAGAUGUCUUGUCCAUUGGUGUCGCAAAUAGCAGCGACUAUUCUUGACAAGUGGAAAAAUAUGCGACCUUUGGGUGUGACAGGGCUAGGUGAUCUUCCGAAAAACCCGUCAACCAGUAGAAAAGCCAAGUUAAUCGGCAGGUUGCUUGUUGGCAGGCCCGGCCCGGCCGGCGGGGCCAGGAGGGCGGCGGGGGAGGGGCCGGGGGCGGAGAGGAGCCCGGCCAAGGGGACGAGGGCGGCGCGGGCCCUGGACCGCCGGCGCGAGAGCCAGCUCGCCCUGCAGCAGCUGCAGCAGAUGUCCAAGCCCGCGCCGAAGAGACGCGGCCGUCCCGCAUCCUCCCCGCGCACUGCCCCCUGACGUGGUGUCCUCCGGCCCGGACUCUCACUCGCCGUAGCGCUGUCGCGUGUCCGACGCACCGAGCUCCCUGGCUCGGCUCACGAACCACACUCGCCUCAGUGCUGUGAUUCACUCAGUGUGGUGGAAACAUCUUAUUCGCCGUUGCUGGUCACAUUAAAUUCACUGUCACUGUGCAGCACAGCUUUUUUUUAUUUUUUAAUUUCAGGCUUACCGAAUGGGAAGUGCAUGAUUUGCAGGUUUGUCAAGAGUGCAGACCAUGCACGGUAAUGCAUUUACUUAUUUUACUUACCGUUUUCCUUGAAAAAAUCAGUAUUUUUGGAUGGAAAAAGUUUCCUCGUUCUAUCAAGCUACAGAUUAACAGGUGGUGUUGAUGGUAUCGUUUGGCAUGUUAAGAUGACUUACUAAUGUUUGAAUUAUUGGAAAAAUGUGUUAAAUUUCAGAAUAUAAGACCAUUUCUAUAUAUAUGUUUUAUAGUGUAAGCAGUGUUAUCCAGUAUAUUUUGCUAUAAAAUAUGUUUUGAUGAAAUAAAAAUAUAAUAUUAGCCAA
Messenger RNA from Bacillus rossius redtenbacheri, 2063 nucleotides. RefSeq lists its product as uncharacterized. The coding region runs from base 300 to 1517 and encodes 405 amino acids. The record is from RefSeq and is a predicted model, not a curated record. The transcript is spliced from 3 exons. Lineage: Eukaryota; Metazoa; Arthropoda; Insecta; Phasmatodea; Bacillidae.